GGCCACGACGGCUACACCAAAGAUGGAACCGUCGAUCUCCAUGCUAAUCCAGUCCUCCGCUCCAAGACCGGCUGUUGGAAAGCUUGCUCCUUCAUCGUUGUAUAUGAAGUGUUCGAACGGAUGGCGUAUCAUGGAAUAUCGACAAAUCUAAUAUUAUACUUGACAAGGAAGCUGCAUCAAGGCACUGUAGCAUCGGCUAAUAAUGUCACCAAUUGGUCUGGAACUGUUUGGAUAAUGCCCAUCUUGGGAGCUUACAUUGCGGACGCUCAUCUCGGUCGGUAUCGGACCUUUAUGAUCGCCUCGACCAUAUGUCUAAUGGCAAUGGGACUUCUAACUUUAGUAGUGUCAAUACCGAGUUUAAAACCGCCACCAUGUUUAGAAGUCAACAAAGGAAACUGCAAGCAAGCCUCGAAACUCCAGCUUGCGGUUUUCUUCGGUGCACUCUACAUUCUAGCUCUUGGCACCGGCGGGACAAAGCCGAACAUCUCGACGAUCGGAGCCGACCAAUUCGACGAUUUCCAUCCAAAAGAGAAGGCACAAAAGCUGUCCUUCUUCAACUGGUGGAUGUUCAGUAUCUUCUUUGGCAGUCUAUUUGCCACCACCGGUGUGGUUUACAUUCAGGACAAUGUGGGGUGGAGCUUGGGCUAUGGCCUACCCACUAUUGGCCUUGCUGUUUCCAUUCUCAUAUUUGUGGCUGGCACUCCCUUUUACAGACACAGGCUCCCUAGAGGCAGCCCCUUCACUAGAAUGGCUAAUGUCAUUGUUGCUGCUGCUAGGAAUUGGAGGCUCCCUCUUCCUAAUGACCCAAAAGAACUUCAUGAGCUUGAUUUUGAAAAGUACUCCGUGGAACGAGCUUUUCGGAUCGACUCCACUUCAUCGUUGAGGUUCCUGAACAAGGCUGCUAUAAGAACAGGUUCAACUGAACCAUGGAAGCUAUGUUCACUAUGUUCAGUGACCCAAGUGGAAGAGACAAAGCAGAUACUGAAAAUGAUCCCAAUUCUUGUCUGCACGUUCAUUCCAAGCACUAUGUUGGCUCAAACGCACACCCUUUUCAUCAAGCAAGGCACCACUCUUGACAGAAGCGUAGGUAGCCACUUCCAAAUCCCUCCUGCCAGUUUAUCUGCCUUUGUCACCAUCUCCAUGCUCCUCAGUGUUGUCAUCUACGACAGAAUCUUCGUGAAGAUAAUGCAAAGAUUGACGAAAAACCCAAGAGGAAUCACACUGCUACAAAGAAUGGGAAUAGGAAUGAUUCUCCAUAUCAUGAUCAUGACUAUAGCAUCUCGGGUCGAACGGCGCAGACUUUACGUCGCAAGAGAGAACGGGUUGGUACAAAAUGGAGGAGAAAUCCCCUUAACAAUUUUCACUCUGCUGCCUCAGUUCAUGCUGAUGGGAACUGCUGAUGCAUUCAUACAAGUAGCAACGAUUGAGUUUUUCUAUGAUCAAGCACCAGAAAGCAUGAAGAGUUUAGGCACUUCAUAUUCAAUGACUUCACUUGGAGUUGGGAAUUUUCUAAGUAGUUUUCUGCUGUCAACAGUUUCUCAUAUCACCAAGAACAAUGGCAAUGGAUGGAUUCUGAACAACUUGAACGCUUCUCAUCUUGACUACUACUACGCCUUAAUUGCUGUGCUUAGUGCUAUCAAUUUCUUUGUGUUCUUGAUCGUUUCUAAACUGUAUGUGUAUAAGGCUGAAGUUUCUGGUUCCAUAAAUGUGCUUGCUGAUGCACUCAAGGAAAGGAAUUGAAUGCUUUGAGCCCUUCA
Molecule: messenger RNA, 1757 nt
Organism: Cucurbita maxima (winter squash)
Lineage: Eukaryota; Viridiplantae; Streptophyta; Magnoliopsida; Cucurbitales; Cucurbitaceae
Product: protein NRT1/ PTR FAMILY 5.2-like
Exons: 8
Coding region: 121-1740 (539 amino acids)
Biological process (GO): dipeptide transport; transmembrane transport
Cellular component (GO): membrane
Molecular function (GO): dipeptide transmembrane transporter activity; tripeptide transmembrane transporter activity
Source: RefSeq, a predicted model, not a curated record